Molecule: messenger RNA, 1341 nt
Organism: Xiphophorus maculatus (southern platyfish)
Lineage: Eukaryota; Metazoa; Chordata; Actinopteri; Cyprinodontiformes; Poeciliidae
Product: kinesin-like protein KIF11
Exons: 10
Coding region: 158-1270 (370 amino acids)
Source: RefSeq, a predicted model, not a curated record
CGCACUCACCUGUUUCCGGUUUGCUGUUGGCGUCUUCCACACAAACUGAUCCAAAUCUUUGAACCUACUGAUUUGUUUGCCUGACUUGUUGGUGGUGUUACCUGGAACUCACCUGGAUUCUAUCACAGCUAAUUGUGGCUAAGUGGAUCAGCACAACAUGCAGACGCAGCAGAGCUUCUCCCAGAGGAUGGACGGCGCCUUCAGCAGCAUGCAGCGCAGCGUGCAGCGUUACGGCGCCGCCCACGACCGCAUGCUGACCGGCUCCGCCCACGCCAUCGACGGCCUGCUGGUGGGGAACGAGGCCACGUUGCGGGGCGCCCUGGUUGUUGUGGAAACGCUGGUGGGCAGAGUCCAGGCGCUGGUGGCGGACGGCGCCGCCCGCUGCCGGGAGAAGGUGGAGCGGCACAAGGCUCUGACCCGGGAGCAGAGGGAGGUUCUGCUGCAGCUGCUGGAGGAGCACCAGCAGGAGGUGCAGGAUGCUCUGGACGUGCAGACGCUGCCGGGUCUGACCGCCAUCAGGGAGCUCAGUGACGCCCAGCAGGUUUCCAUGGAGACGCAGCGGGAUCUGGCCAAUCAGGUGGAGGCGAUGAAGGAGACCGGAGUCUUCCUCAGGGCUCUGGUUCUGGACCUGGCGGCGCUGCGUCAGGACGCUCGGACCGGACUGAGCGCGCUCCAGGAGGAGCAGGAGCGGCUGAAGGAGCAGAUCCAACAGGCCCAGCUGCGCCACCAGCAGGGGAUGAACCAGACCCUCCAGUUCCUGCAGGACCAGAUGAACCUGGUUACCAUGGAAACCCAGCAGAAAUACAGCAAGCUGCACUUGGCCUCCAGUACGCUGUGGGGCCUGGUUGAGGAGCUGCAGCAGAACCUCAGCAGCCGCUGCGGCACGGUGGAGCAGCGUUCUUCGUCGCAGGCAGAGCGUCUGCUCUCCUCUUCUUCCUCUCUGGCCUCUUCGCUGCGCCAGGCGGCCCAUCAGAACCGGGUUGUGCUGGAGGAGAUGAGCAACCGCUGUUCGGACCUCCACGGCGCUGUGUCAGGCCUGGUGGACUGGGACGUGGAGUGGACCUCCAGAACCAGGGAGCAGGUGGCCUGCCAGGCCCAGGACCAGCUGGUUCUGAUGGAGCAGCUGGCAGAAGAGGCCCAGAGUCUCAAUCAGGGUGUGGAGACCCGAGGGGCCGCCGAGGAGGACCGGCGGGUUCUGACGGAUCUCCAGAAGCAGAUGGGUUUGGACCGGGCGGUUCUGGAGCGGCAGCAGGCGGAGCUGCAGGAGUAGCUGGAGGCGGGUCAGCAGCUGGUCCGAAGCUUCCUGCUGGAGGAGCUGCAGCAGAAAAACCAUUAAAAAUA